AUGAGACUCCCCAAAGUCCUCACUUUCUUGCUUUGGCACCUGGCUUGGCUGGACCUGGAAUUCAUCUGCACUGUAUUGGGUGCCCCUGACUUGGGCCAGAGACCCCAGGGGGCCAGGCCAGGAUUGGCCAAAGCAGAAGCCAAGGAGAGGCCCCCUCUGGCCCAGAACAUCUUCAGGCCGGGGGGUCACAGCUAUGGUGGGGGGGCCACCAAUGCCAGGGCAAAGGGGGGCACUGGGCAGACAGGAGCCCUGACACAGCCCAAGAAGGAUGAACCCAAAAAGCUGCCCCCCAGAUCGGGUGGCCCUGAACCCAAGCCAGGACACCCUCCCCAGACAAGGCAGGCUGCAACGCGGACUGUGACCCCAAAAGGACAGCUUCUUGGGGGUAAGGCACCACCAAAGACAGGAUCUGUCCCCAGCCCCUUCCUGCUGAAGAAGGCCAGGGAGCCUGGGUCCCCUCGAGAGCCCAAGGAGCCAUUCCGCCCGCCCCCAAUCACGCCCCACGAAUACAUGCUCUCGCUGUACAGGACGCUGUCCGAGGCUGACAGAAAGGGAGGCAACAGCAGCGUGAAGUUGGAGGCUGGCCUGGCCAACACCAUCACCAGCUUUAUUGACAAAGGGCAAGAUGACCGAGGUCCUGCGAUCAGGAAGCAGAGGUACAUGUUUGACAUUAGCGCCCUGGAGAAGGAUGGGCUACUAGGGGCCGAGCUGCGGAUCUUGCGGAAGAAGCCCUCGGACACAGCUAAGCCAGUGGCCCCCGGCAGUGGGCGAGCUGCCCAGCUGAAGCUGUCCAGCUGCCCCAGCGGCCGACAGCCGGCGGCCUUGCUGGAUGUGCGUUCCAUGCCAGGCCUGGAUGGAUCUGGCUGGGAGGUGUUCGACAUCUGGAAGCUCUUCCGAAACUUUAAGAACUCGGCCCAGCUGUGCCUGGAGCUGGAGGCCUGGGAACGGGGCCGGGCCGUGGACCUCCGUGGCCUGGGCUUUGACCGGGCUGCCCGGCAGGUCCAUGAGAAGGCCCUGUUCCUGGUGUUUGGCCGCACCAAGAAACGGGACCUGUUCUUUAAUGAGAUUAAGGCCCGCUCUGGCCAAGAUGAUAAGACCGUCUACGAGUACCUGUUCAGCCAGCGGCGAAAGCGGCGGGCCCCACUGGCCACACGUCAGGGCAAGCGGCCCAGCAAGAACCCCAAGGCCCGCUGCAGUCGGAAGGCGCUGCAUGUCAACUUCAAGGACAUGGGCUGGGACGACUGGAUUAUUGCACCCCUGGAGUACGAGGCCUUCCACUGCGAGGGGCUAUGUGAGUUCCCCCUGCGCUCCCACCUGGAGCCCACGAACCAUGCAGUCAUCCAGACCCUGAUGAACUCCAUGGACCCUGAGUCCACGCCACCCACCUGCUGUGUGCCCACGCGGCUGAGUCCCAUCAGCAUCCUCUUCAUUGACUCCGCCAACAACGUGGUCUAUAAGCAGUAUGAGGACAUGGUCGUGGAGUCUUGUGGCUGCAGGUAG
Molecule: messenger RNA, 1500 nt
Organism: Globicephala melas (long-finned pilot whale)
Lineage: Eukaryota; Metazoa; Chordata; Mammalia; Artiodactyla; Delphinidae
Gene: GDF5
Product: growth differentiation factor 5
Cellular component (GO): extracellular region
Molecular function (GO): cytokine activity; growth factor activity
Source: RefSeq, a predicted model, not a curated record